AUGUCCAUCUUCGCUCUCCCGCCCCCACCCCCACUCUGGGGGUUCGCUCCGGCUGACGGCGACUUGGUCCGGAGACGCCUCCUCCGCCCUCGCGGUGGCCCUGCUUGGCACCGCGCCUCUGGAAGCUUCCUGAAUGGCAGGCGGUGGGGGCGGCCCGGGGGAAACCGGGGCGGAGCCAGCCGCGGCCAGGGGGCCGGGCUUCGCCUCCGUGGGCUGAUCGACCGCGCUCCGAAGCCGCGCUCAGCCGGGCUGCAGCCGCUCGGGCGGAAGGUCUGA
Rangifer tarandus platyrhynchus (Svalbard reindeer) is the source of this 276-nucleotide messenger RNA. The record is from the annotation of a GenBank genome assembly. Lineage: Eukaryota; Metazoa; Chordata; Mammalia; Artiodactyla; Cervidae.